Molecule: messenger RNA, 1353 nt
Organism: Bathycoccus prasinos
Lineage: Eukaryota; Viridiplantae; Chlorophyta; Mamiellophyceae; Mamiellales; Bathycoccaceae
Product: uroporphyrinogen decarboxylase
Exons: 1
Coding region: 1-1353 (450 amino acids)
Biological process (GO): heme biosynthetic process
Cellular component (GO): cytosol
Molecular function (GO): uroporphyrinogen decarboxylase activity
Source: RefSeq, a predicted model, not a curated record
AUGAGUGUAACAACACUUUCUUCGUCUUCUCGUUCGAGCGGUGUUACUGUUAUCGGUGGUGGUGGUGGUUCCCGCUCCUCGCGUAGGUUUAGGAGCACCUCAUCCUCGCGCGAUGAUGCGAAUGCAUUAUCAUUUUCAUCAUUUUCAUCAACAACAUCCCGAGCGGUGAGGACGACGAGAAGGAGAUAUCGCGGAUUUGCGUGUGACAACACCCUCAGUCCGUUGAAAUCGAAAACAGACCCGGCGACUUUGAAGAACCGAAAUCCAGCGAACGAUUCCAUGAUUAAAGCGGCGAAAGGGGAGAAGGUGUCAAAGACGCCGAUUUGGUUGUUUCGUCAAGCCGGGAGACAUUUACCGGAAUAUAAUCAGUAUAAGAAAGAUACCGGGAAGAAUUUUUUGCAACUGUUGGACGAUCCAGAGGACGUGUGCGAGGUGACGAUGCAACCGGUGAGACGGUAUAAGUUAGACGCGGCUAUUUUGUUCUCGGAUAUUUUAGUCAUCGCGGAGGCGAUGAACGUGGACGUGGAGAUGCCGGGAGGUAAAGGUAUCGUCGUUCCGAGGCCGUUGCAAACGCCGGAGGAUUUGGAGACGAAAGUACCGAAAACGAUUGACGUCGAGGAAAGAUUAUCGCACGUGUUGAAAUCAGUCCGACGAAUUAACGAGCAGAUUGAGAAAGAAAACUUACAAAUUCCGUUGAUUGGGUUUAGCGCGGCGCCGUGGACGUUGAUGUAUUACAUGGUCGGCGGGAGUUCGAGAAAGAACACGGAUUCCGGGAUGAACUGGUUGAAGAAUCACCCGGAGGCUUCGAGGGAGUUGUUGGGACGACUGACGACGGUGGUUAUCGACUAUUUAGAUUUGCAAAUUCAAAACGGCGCGCACAUGGUGCAAGUUUUCGAGGCGAUGUGCGAACACAUCGACGAGAAGGAGUUUUACGAGUUCGCGUUGCCGGAGAUGGAGAAGAUUGCCAAAGAGUUGAAAAAAAGACAUCCGAACGUCCCGUUGCUUGGUUUUGCGAGAGAUGCACCGUACGCGAUUUCCGAUUUGCAAAGAAUCGGGUACGAUUGCAUCACCUUAGAUACGGUUAUGGAUAGAAAGUACGCGAGAAACACGUUGGCGGGCGCGGCGGGCGGCGAAGCGAACAUGUCCAGCGUCCAAGGCAACUUUGACCCGAAACUCUUAGUCGACGGGUCGUUCGAGGAGAUCGAAAGGGAAGCGAAGCGAAUGUUACAGGACUUUGGACCACAAAAAUACAUCGCGAAUUUAGGUGCAGGUUUAGGCGGGAAAGAGGAUUGCGCGAAGGUUGAUUAUUUCGUCAACGCCAUUCAUCGAUUAUCCAAGGAGAUGAUUAAUUAA